AUGCAAUUUGUUCAUGCAUCAAAAACGUACAAGCUUUCUACAGAAUAUUGCAGCAAACCUGAAAAACAUAAAACCAGAACCGUGAAAUAAUGACCAGCCUAGCUAUAACCCUCUUCCUCUCGACCUUAUGGCUCGCAUCCUUUACGUCCCCUUGCCGGGGUAAUUUUGCAGUUAGAAUUUCCCCCACGUCGUCAACGAUCUCUGGGUCUCAUCAAUUGGUCAUUACUUCCGAACUCAGACGACAAUUCGGCAUCCCUAACGACUCCGAUCUGAAAAACGGCGUACGAAUCGAUUUCGGCAAGACCCCCAAUGACGCCUUCGUCAAGAGCCGCACCCCUUGGAACGACCUCUACAGCACGUACGGAUGGCAACAAGUGACAUCCAAGAUGACCGGACAACUCGGGUCGUCCUUCACCGAGCGGGAGACCAGGAGCGUCAUCGCAACAAACGAUUACGACAACGAGAGCAACCAAAACGUCACGAUCAGGGAGAUCUUGUCCCACGUCAUUUAUGACCCCGUAGAAACCACGUGGUCAGGAGAAGUUGGACUUAGCGCGAGCCAUGAUUUCAACAUUGACGUCCUCUUCAUGAAAGGGUCAGCCAGUUUGAGCUUCACCACCAAGAUUGGGUACUCCAACAAGAAAACUUCAGCCUCAACUGUGGGAUCCAGUACCGAAGUUGAGCUAGUCUUACGCCCAAAGAGUUCCGUUACUGUCGAGAUUGUGUCCAAGACCGCAUAUUCUUCGCCUGUAUGGCAUGUAGUAAUCUCCACUGAUUCAAAUUUCCCGCAAUUGCUAAGAUCUGGAUAAAUAUUUAUCGGAAGUUCGAUGUGUUGUAAGUUCGGUGCUGAAUAAAUCAAUUGUUGUGCGAGGAA
This is a messenger RNA of Folsomia candida, 874 nucleotides long. Its product is annotated as hydralysin. The transcript is spliced from 2 exons. The record is from RefSeq and is a predicted model, not a curated record. Bases 90 to 809 code for a protein of 239 amino acids. Lineage: Eukaryota; Metazoa; Arthropoda; Collembola; Entomobryomorpha; Isotomidae.